AUGAGUUCCAACUCGGCUUCUGACACUCCGGAAACCAAAACCUACGGUGGUUGUGAAGGCCCAGAUGCGACAUACGUGAAGUUGGUCAGCAGCGAUGGACAUCAGUUUUUCAUCAAGAAAACGCUUGCAUCAAUUUCUGGAACCAUCAAGGCCAUGUUGAGCGGAUUUGGACAAUAUUCGGAGAAUGAAAGCAAUGUAGUGAACUUUCGCGAGAUUCCAUCACACGUGCUGCAGAAAGUCUGCCAGUACUUCUCGUACAAGGAUCGCUACACUAGUUCGGUAACAGAGAUUCCGGAAUUCAACAUCACUCCCGAGGUGGCGCUUGAGCUGCUCAUGGCUGCUAAUUUUCUCGACUGCUAG
Cylicocyclus nassatus is the source of this 360-nucleotide messenger RNA. NCBI's taxonomy places the organism in Eukaryota, Metazoa, Nematoda, Chromadorea, Rhabditida, Strongylidae. The record is from the annotation of a GenBank genome assembly.